Molecule: messenger RNA, 11485 nt
Organism: Porites evermanni
Lineage: Eukaryota; Metazoa; Cnidaria; Anthozoa; Scleractinia; Poritidae
Source: the annotation of a GenBank genome assembly
AUGUAUGGUGGCAAUACAGGAGCUGCAGGGUAAGUACUGUAUGCUUUAUGCAGCCUUAUCAACCAUUAUUGACAGGUCAUCCAUGUAUUUCGAAAACUGUUUUGCUUGUGAAGACUUGAUAGUAGUAUAGUUUUGCAAGGUCCUAAACUUAACAAGUUGGUCCUUACUCAUGUAUGUUUCUAUGAACAGUUAUGUUACACAGGGAUAUGAAUCAUACCCAGCUCAAACUAGCGCUUAUCAGUCUACUGGAUACCAAGCACCUGGCCAAGCAGCAACCCCUUCAGCUUAUGGAGCAGCACCAGGAUACCAGACCACACCCACCUCAUACUCAGGGUAUCAGGCUGACACCACAGCAACCAGCUAUCCCACACCAACACCAACCACCCAGUACCAGGGUUACGGACAGCAGCCACAGAGUGGUGGAUAUUCACAGCCAAGUGCUGCCUCAAGCUACCAGCAGCCUCCUGCUUACCAGCAGAGUGGAGGCUAUCAGCAGCCUGGUGGCCAGGGAGGUUAUGGCAGCAGUCAAGGUGGUGGUGGUGGCUAUCAAGCUGGUGGGUAUCAGCAAAAUAGUGGACAUGGCAUGAGUGGUGGUGGCUAUGGACAACAAAGCUCUUAUGGGCAGGGAGGUGGUGGAGGUUAUGGAGGAGGAGGAAGAGGGUAGGUUUUAAUUUUUUUAUUCUGUCUGAUAUCUUGCUUAAGAAGAAACCAUCCCCUACAUCUCAAGAUUUGGAUAAAAAGUGGGUUUUAAAAAGGUUAAGGGUAACUCUGAGUUAAAUGAGGUAAACAAUGGUUGCUCUCAUGUGUAAACGUUUUUGGUUUUAAAAACACAUUAAUGUAUUGCAGUAUUCUUGCUAUGAAAAUGUUUCUCAAUGGAUGAAGUAACCUGACCUUGGGGUCAUUUCUUUUGCUUGUUUGUUGGUGGACUAAAUACCCCCUUAAAUUUAAGUAUAAAUGCCAAGUUAAAGUUCUUCCUGUUAUCAAUGGUAACACAUUGAAAUCAAUGUAACAAAUUUACUUUAUUGGUUGGGUGUUGAAUUUCUUUGUCUGGUUACUGACGAUCCUCAUGAUUAUGAUCACAGGUGCCACUGCUCUACAGAGCAAAUUGCAGACUAAUAUACUGUUAUCAGAUCCAUUAAAGAAUAGGCAAGAGUAAUAUUAAUUACACUGUAGCUUUGCCCUCUUUUUCUGGGAUGCCAGUUGUGUACAUAUGUAAUGGGAUGUCACAAGUUAUGACAAAUUUUAUUUUUAAUUUAGGCAUUUUCAAUUGAUUUUACCAACCCUAAAAGCUAUAUGGCUGAAAGAAGUAAAAUGAAAGAACGCUGUGAGGUUCCAAAUUUAGUGAAGGGUUCUGUUACUAGGAUCAUGGCUUUUCCUUUGGCCUGCAUUGUUCCAAUAUUAUUUUGUGACCCUCACUGUUCAAUAAUUGAAAGAGCUGUCCCCUUUGAUUUUAAUGAAUCAAACUCAAGAUUUUGGCCUCAGUUUGUUAUGGGACAAACAAGCUAAAAAAUCACUUGGGGGGAGUUUACUUGUAAUCAAGGAUUUUAUUAGAGGGUGUGUCUGAUUGAUUGUUUUUAAGAAUCACUGGGAAAGGGGGAAAGCAAACAAUCAAAGUCAUUUGUCUGUGCAGUUAUGUUGCACGUUAGAACACCUGUCACAAGGUCUUGUCCAUACCAUCAAGAUGUUAUUACCUUCCAGCUUUGAGUUAAAAAAGGAUUACCUAAAGCACUGGGUUGACAUUUAUUAUUUUAUUGAGAAGAAGAGGUAAAGGUUAUGACUGCUAUGUAGUGACCGCCAGGGGGAAAUAUAAACUAUUCUGACUGGUUUUACAGACACAUCUGUAGUUCCUGAUGUCAGUAGCCUAGCCAAAAAAGCUACCAAUGCCUAAAAAUACAAAUCAGAAUUUAUUAGCACUAUUUGCUGGAUUAAUCACUAUCCAGUAGAUAAGUGAUGGGAAAACCAGUUGUGACAUCCUCUGAUUAGAGAUUGAUUUAUUCAGUGAACAGUGUAGCCUCCCAUGCAGGCAUUUUUAGGGGAGCUCGUAUUUCAUCUCUUCCCAGAAAUGCCUGCUCAAGCGAGAACAACAUUCCUUUCCCGUUGUGUUAUUCGCGUGGUACGUGAUCAAUCAGCAGUUUUGAAAUAAAGUGUUGACAGGCUAAACACGACCCAUAAGCUCGUGAAAGUGUAAAAAUGUGACCCUAGAGUUACCCAUCUUACUUCUUGUCUUUCCUUUGCUAAGGUUAUGCAGUGCAUGGAGUGUUCUAAAAUCUGACCAAGUCUUACUUUUGCCGCUCUGAGUGUAACAUUUAUUAGAGGUUAUAAAGCUUUCCCAGUGUUUCAUGCAGAUCGAGUAAUUAUCGGGCUACCCUGCGGUCAAGGUCAAUUUUUCAGAAUUUGGAAAGUACAAUAUACAUUGGCUAAGCUUGGGAAAAGAAUGUUGUUCUCAGUUGAGCAGGUGUUUGUGGGGACUGACGAAAUACGAGCUCCCCUAAAAACACCUGCAUGGGAGGCUAUGAAAAGUGGGCUGCUAUCCAGUUUUUUACCAACUGGGGCCUGUUCUUUGAAAGUGGGCUGAAAACUAUGUUGAAGUCAAAUCCUUGGCAUUAGUUGUGUCACAGGUCAAAACCAUUCAUUUUGUUUCGUUUUGUGCUAGUUAUAAUUAUUGUAUUACUCUCAAAACUUCUGAAAUGCAAAUCAUGAAUGUAAACACAGCAACAAUAACUGAGCUUGGGCCUGUUUCUCAAAAGGCCUGGUAACUUUUUGGGUCUGAAGGCAAAUUUUGAAAUCAAAACGUAUUGAAUAGUGGCAUAGUUCCUAGCUCACAAACCAAUUCUGCUUUGUUAACUAAUAAUUUCAUUGCAUCAUUUUUAAAAUUAUUGAAAAUUUUAUCUUGAAUUUAAACAAAACAGAACAGCAUUUCGGGCCCAAAAAGCUAUUAGGACUUUCGAGAAAUGUGGACCUGCCUAGGUCUGGCAAUUAACUGGUCUUUCAACAAACAGGCCAAUGGUCUUAAUAAUUCACAAAUAAAACUGUAAAAGCUCCCACCCAUGUUUCGAAAAAAGUUUUAUGGUCAGGGAAGACAGUUUCUAGGGAAAUCAUUGUGUUGGGGUAAUGGGUUGGUUUCCCUUCUAAGGAGCAGCAGUAAUAUGGGUCCCAGUUAAGCUGUAUUCAGCAUUUUGUUGGGAAGAAUUAGAACUUGUAUCCAAGUGCGGAUUUUUUAGCAGCUGAGGUAACUUGCCAGUUUUUGAUGUACACCUACAUGUAGGAAGGUUUCUGACUACCAAAAUUGGAACUCUUAAAUAACAUUUCCCUGAAAAUCUACAGUGUUAUCCUAAUAUUAUGGUAAUAAUAUAUUAAUAACUUAUUAAAAGCAUACUGAUAAAUAUUGUUAUUACUUGGAGUGGACAGUCUCUAAACUAUCUUGUUUUAAGGUACACAUUUUUCUGCAUGUUAUUGAUUAUUGGUCGAGGCUAAGGAUGAUGUGAAGAAUUAUGUAGAUCAAGGAGGGGGUUAUAUCCUCAACCCUCUUUGAGAAUCUCUGUGAUCCUCCAUAUCAAACAAAAGGCACAGGCACGUAAUUAAUUUACAAUAAUAACAAUCACCGUUAAUCUGUGUACUCCAAGUUUCCAAACUGGAACCCGUGUCUUUGUCUAGUAGCAUCCCCUCAUUAACCGAUUUAUUAAACUGUCUUAUGAUAUGGAAAGUAGUCUAAACUGCUAUGCUUCCAAAAACUUACAAAACUAAAAUAUUUUUGUGUAUUUUUUCAAAACAAAAAGUGGAAGAUUCCAGUCAUAUAAGAAAUGAGAAGUCUUUCUUUUGGUUCCAUUAGACAUCACGUCUUCGAUUCUUUUCCUAAUGGAGAAAGGAAAAAAGCCUGUAUCACAUUUAGGUUUAGUGCAAGCAGUUCUGACCAAUUUCCAUACGAACGUAACUGUUAAAUUAAACAUUUUAAACAUUUGUGAAUAUUGGUGUUUGCUACUAAACUGGUUGAUUGAGGCAGUGUCCUCUUCUGAACAAUGCAUUGAUUUGAUUGGUACAAUACACAGUGGUGGCAGAGGAGGUAGCCGACCGGGUGGAUACAAUAGUAAUAUGGGUUAUGGUAAGUCAUGUAACGCAGACACUGUCCUGCUCUCGUUUGUUACAAUGCUGUCUGUGUGGUGUUAUUCAAUCACUCCGGCCGGUCGGCUAUUAAGCUGGUACAAUCAUUGGUCAAUAUCAGUUUUUUUGUCAUCUCCAAACUUGAUGGGGCUAUGUGAUCUCUGACUGAAUUAACUCAAUUUAAAAUCAAAGGUACUACAUCCAAGGGAAUGUUUUUCAAAAUGUUGGGUUAUCACUCUGGUAAAAGUAUAUUGGUAUCAUUCAAAGUGGUAAAUCACCCUGGUUGCCUAAAUGGCUCUAAGUAGAAGGGGGAGAAAAUUGACCUUCUUGGGUUAAAAUGACCUAUGAUCGACACUUGCAUCUCUAGCAUGGUCCGGAGUCCUUGUUUAGACACAAUCUGUAAGAUUGUUUGUGUUGUAUAUGCUUAUAUUCAUGCUUAUGUAUUGUACUAAAGGUAGCAUGUAGCUUAAGUAAUGAUACCGCUUUGUCAUUAUACAGUAUUAUGUGUAAAUGGCAUUGAAUUGAAACUACCGUUAUAAGGAAGUAAAAGGUCAUUAAAUUACCCUUAAAGAAUGUUCCUUAUAUGGUGGUUAUGAUUGAAGUGCCAUUUACUGAGUACUUGUAUAAUGUGGCCACGUUUAGUAAUGGUAAUGGUCGGGAAAAGAUGAUAUGACUUGUUGGAUUGCAAAUGUGGUGUUUUACAUGGUCCAGGUAACACAAUGUAUAAUCAUUGUAAAAAUGUACUGAUUUCUACUUAAACAGUCUGUAAAGUUUCCCCAAAGUUUCCCCAUUGAUCAAAUUGGUGUUCAUAAAUGUAAUAAUAAAUUAUUACUAAAAUUAUACAGGUGUAUUAGCAGGAUAUUUGGGUAUCUCAUGGCUACUAUCAUUAUCUUACUACAACCAAAUUGUACAAAUUGUGCAACUUUUGCAAUUAAGUCAAUACAAGAAUUUGUACUUUGCAUUUUCUUUGACUUGCUCUUGGUAACUGGGUUUUCUCUUGUGCAAGGAAUUUCCCCAAUGUUUCUGUUUUGUACUAGUCCAUUUAAGUUGUUUUGCAUCCAUGUUUUCUGUUCUGUAUUUGGACACAUUCUGUACAAAGGUCUAUCAAAUGUCUGGAGUAGAGGUAAUCUUCUGUUUUAGUCAUGUCCAUUCACUUGUUUAAUUGGCAAGACAUAUACUUGACACGAGUACAGGAAAAUGGAGGUUUUAUUUAAAUGGACUAGCACUAAUGUUUGUCUAUAGAACUGAAAGAAAACCCUGUAUUACGAAAUCUGCUAUUUUAUGCAUAGGCAAUCUCUUUAAAUGUUUUUACAACUGCGAUUUGAUAAGCCAUGAAGAAUUUUAAACAGUCAAAAGAGAAGUUCAACAGAAUUUACUUACUGUUCUGUUGGUAGAUCUUGGACAUGUUUGUACUAACACAAUAUUAUGUGGACCAAGUAUAGUAUGUUAUUGGAUUGUUUUGUACACUUUCCAAGCUAUCACUGAGGGGUUACUUGCUUUUUUCCCUAGGUAAUCCAUAUGGUGGAGGACAACAAGAAGGUAUGGUGUGCUGAAUGUGAUUACCAGUACUUUAUUAAAAUGGUGUGCAUAGUUCACUUAGAGUUUUACCUUAGCUCAGUGGUUUGACUAUGUACAGUCGACUCUCUCUUAACGGACACCUCUAUAUGACAGACAUCUCUGUAAAACAGACACUUUAAGCUGGUUGCUGCCUUUUUUACUUCCUUUACUUGACUCCCUAUCAGACAGACAUCUCUCUAAGAUGGACAUUUAUUCUUGGUCUCAAAAGUGUCUGUCUUGGAGAGAAUUGAUUGUAACUUGUACAAGGUGUUCAUUAGGCAUCGGGGAUCAGGGAAUUCUCUGUUUACUACACAGUAUUCUCUGACUAACGUUUGGUAGUUUAUGACUAUUUUUCAUUCAGACGUGGAGCCUCUUUCAAAAUAUUCUCCUGUAAGGUUACACCUUUCUCCUGCUACUAGGAUUCCUAAUGAAAACCCUGCUUGUAACUUGCAUUUGGGGAGGCCAUAAUUUGAUUCAAGCCCAUACUCAGUUAAGUGCCUCUGGACAGGGUUGUCAUUAAGAGCUGGGGGGCCGGGGAUUUCCCCCGGCUACUAUGAAUGUGGCCUUCGGCUACUUUCAUUGGAAAAUAGAAGAAAAGUAGAACCAAAAGAAAUCCCUAGCUGUUUGAUUCCCCGCCUACUUGUUACAUUUACCUCGUAACUUGAAAUCUUAGUGACAUCCCUGCUCUGGAUAUGAAUUUUUAUCUUAUUGAUGGGAUAGUCGGCAUCACUGGCAUAAAAUAGAAUCAAUACAAUUAUUUUAUUGAUCCUGGGUGAAUAUUUCCUAAAGUGAUCACCUCUUCGUACCCAAUUUGUAUUCAUUAUUAAGAUUCCUGGAAUAUACUAUUUUGCUUUACUAUAGGAAAGGAAUAUGAGACAGAUCAAGUCUUUAUCUCCAACCUUGCUCCUUCUGUGACUGAAAACGACAUCAAAGAUCGUUUUGGAUCCAUUGGUAUUAUCAAGGUAAUUAGAUCCAAAUUCCUAUCGCACUGGGCAUUUUGCAAACUUCAAAGGAAUUUUUUGGCUUUUCUGUUCUGUGAAUCAUCUUAGCGGACCUCCUUGGAAACAUGUCUUUACUUUUAUCAUGGUUCAAAAGGUCAUGAUUUGUGAUUGAUGGGUUUUGAUGUGUUUUACUUGUUUCUGUGUUUCAUUAGGUUAUUGCUUUUGAUCGUCCUGUUUUGGGAAAUAAUUGACAAGUUUCCUUGGAAGAUUUGUCUGAUAUUCCUUAUUUUUUACAGUCACUUGCAAGAAUAAAGGAAAUUGUCUGCCUCCUUCCCUCAACAAAAAUUCCACUCACCAUUACAAUUAUUUUCUUUUGCUUUUCACUGGUCUAAAGUCAUUCACACUUUUGUUUUUGGGGGCCAAGCUGGGCAAGCACUUUGCAUUCUGAUUUGCAUUAGUCUGACGCCACUCAAAUGAUUGAGGGAACAGGCAAACCCGAAAUCCCUUUAAAGUUUGCAAAACACGCAGUGGGAUACAUUGAAUUUCACUGUAAACCUGUUAGAAAUAAUUUCUAUUGCAUUCUUUAGAGAACUAAGGGUAUUUGUUUCCUGCGAACCCCUAAAACUUCAUGACUUUGUGAUUUCUUUGAAAAAAGAUCAGUACAUUGCUUGCUUUAAGUUAAUGUGGAAGCUGUAAAGCUUUUGUAAAGUAAGUUUGAUCACUAACUCGUUGUUUUGUUGUUUAGAUUGACAGAAAGACUGGAAACCCUAAAAUUUGGAUAUACAGAAAUCCUGAUGGCACUCCCAAGGUAAAACAAAAUAGUCCUCUACGAGGACAUGACCUUACUGGCAAUGAAUAGUCUGUACAAAAAAAAGGGCAAUGAUGGGUACCUAUGGUCUGAAGCAUACAUGUUUAACGCCAUGUGCUACAAGGACAAUUAUUUUUCAAAGAGAAAAUUUAAAUUAUUUAAUGGUUUGUUUCACUGAGUAUACCUUGUUUUUUCAACACAUUUGUUAUCUAUUGCCAAUAUGUUUGCCAUGCGCUAUCUUUGGAAAAAGUAUGUAACAAAACAUUGUGACAAGUGACAACAGAGCAAAUGUCCUUCAAAAACCACCUGCUUGCAAAACAAAAUCGUUCUUCACAACAGUCGCGUUGUGUGGCGACCUCUAAAUUGCACGUGCACUGUGGUAGGUAAGGUUAGUUCGGCAGCCACAGGCAAAGUUAAAACUUCUACAGAUACGGUUCUGGGACUAUCGUAUUUUCUGGCCAAAAUUAAAGCACGUAAAUGUCGUAAUGAAAUUACCAUACUUCAGAUGAAAUUUUAAAGAUGCUAUUUUUUGAAUUUAGGCAGAUUGGUGACCGAUUUGUGAUUUGGACUCACUUAACCCUUUAUACCCUUGGAUAGAUGGAUUAUGAUAUUGAGCAAAAUUCAAUAUUCAUUUGAUAAUGCCCUUGAUUCUGGUGACCACCCUGUUUCAUAAAGCUUUGAUACUACAAGGAGAAAUGUGGUAUUCAUUAAUUUUGGGGCCUUAAAAGGUUAACACAGGCUUCUUUGUGCUUGUUCUGCUAAUAGCCCUAGCAAACGUGUUUAUAUUCAAAGUUUUAUACAUAUUGCAGUGUUGGUCUGGCUUUUCCUGUUGUUGUGGGUUAGAAACUUAUUCCUUGCUGUAUAGCACUAUAAUUAUUAUUUACAACAAUAUUCAUCAUCCUUUAUACCAUCACAUUAGUCAUGACCUUUUUAUCUAUCUCCAAAGGUAUUUCUGUACAUUUUAGUGGUAGUUUGACUGUCUGUUGUAAUCUUACACAUGCAAUUGUUGUUAUUUGGAUGUAGGGGGAUGCCACAGUUACCUAUGAUGAUCCACCCACAGCCCAGGCUGCCAUUGAUUGGUUUAAUGGUAAGAUAACAUAAUUAUGUUCAACUAUGUGCAUAGUGGACAAAAAAUCUAAUUCUGGUUUAAAAACGGAUCUUUUGAGGUCUCUGGGUAAGUGACCACCUACCACUCCCCUAAGUCACAAUUUUGCCCAAAGUGAGAAGUAGGGGAUUGUUGAUGUUGACUUAGAGGAGGGGUAGGUGGUCACCUGCCCAAAACUUCAAAUUAUCCAUAAAAACACCAAUGUAUUCUACUGUACUUCAUUGUAUUAUUACAGUAGUUGAGACUCCACUGAAGAUAAACUGAAUAUUAUUAACAGAUAUCUAUAAAUUAAAUUGUAAACAUAGGACAUUGUCAAAAUGCUACUUGAAAGUUUGUGUUAAGUUUUCAAGUGUUCCGAAGUUUUCUUAUGACUUAGCAUGUGGUUUCCUUCCUUUACAGGUAAAGAGUUUCUUGGGAACCUAAUCAAAGUUGAGUUUGCUGAGAAGAGAGUACCUAAAGGAGGCUUUCGAGGAGGUGGUGGACGAGGUACAGUUAGUUUAGUAAAUGGUUACAAUGGGAUGUCUUAACUUCUAAUAUAUGAGGUCAUUCGACUUUUUUAUUUACUUUAUGCCUCUUGUACAAAGAUUUUAUCCAUUUCGAACCUUUUUUGCUCACAAAAUGUUUUAUUUCAACAGUUUGUUGUCAUUUUGUAAGCAGCCUGUGACUCUUAUAACCCAUUUUUUUUAAAAUGAAGUUUAAAUUUGUAGCAGAGGAUAAUAAUUUCAUCCAUGGAUUUAAAGUUAGAAUGGCGAGUCAUGCUACUUGGAGUGAAAGGGCUCAAAGUUUAUUUUUGCACCAGUUUGGUCAGUGGUCAAGCAAGGUGCCAGACUUGUUGGUCGAUGGUACCUGACCCUAAUGAUCGUAAAUUAAUCUCUUAAGUAUCCUGCCUUAUCUUUCCAGCCCUCUGUGGUUGUUAUGGGCAAUCUGUAGUCUUUCAGUACCUCACCAGGCCAUGGCCUUGUGGGAUUCCCACCAGAAAAUUUGAGAUGGCGCAUAAAGAGCCAAGAAGAUGCGCCCAUCAGGGCGCAAUGGCGUGCUACGAGUCAAAUGGAGCAUGCAUUGUUAUCGAAUCGUAAACACCCCAUCUGCCAUUUUCGAUCAGGUAGAUACUUCACUCAACAGAUCAUUUGGAGUGCGGGCUCAGGUUAUACCUUUUUCCCCCUUAUGUUCUUACAGGGCCCCUAUUUCUCAACAGAGGGGGCCCUGGGACUCCUCAAGGCAAAAUCCUGGUGAGAACCCUGGUGUUUUUUUUUAAUCACCUAUUGAUAUUGUUGGGCACAAAAUAAUAAAGUUCUUUUGCUGUUGAAUAAUUCAACAUGUAAAGCAUAGUGUCAACUGUCUUCUCCUUGUAGGAGGUCCUAGAGGUGGUCGUGGUGGAGGCGGUGACAGAAGGGGUGGCCGAGAUGAUGGGCGGGGUGGCGGAGGAGGAGGUAACCAGGGCAAGAUGGAGGCUCGUGCAGGAGAUUGGGAUUGCCCCUCGUGAGUUCUAGUUUAUAUGAAAUAGAAAACUGCUGAAAUAUGAAGUGAAAUGAUUCAAAGUUCUAAUACAUUGCCUUGUGCUUUUCCAGGUGUGGAAACAUGAACUUUGCCAGAAGAGAUGCUUGCAACAAAUGUCAAACACCCCGUGGUGAUGGUAAAUAUUGCGUGAAUAACAUUUCACACUUUUUCCUUGUUUUUCUCUUUUUAGUGAACUGAAAAUCAGAGCUCAGUAGACAAAGGUCUGGAUAAUGUGCUUUGUGUGAACUAUAUGUCACUGAUUUACCAAAAAAAUUGGCACUAUUGAAUUAAAAAUAAAUUAACAAUGGCCAGAAACUUGAAAUAGGAACUUAAUGCCCUCUGACCUUAAAUUCACGUAAUCCUUUGCACUUAUAUCACAAGGAGAACAGAAAAUUUUGCACAUGAUUGAGUCGUGAGAGUUAUCCUAGUAAACAAAAAUUCCAGAUUGUUGUUUUGCUCUCCAGAGCUACCACUGCUUGAUUAGACUGCAGAACAGUUGCCUUUGUGUCUCAAAAUCGGUUUAGCGUCGCUUGAGAGUCUCUCUUGCAAAUCACGUGAGCCUCACAUGCUGAUAGGGCAUGGUGUGAGAAAAAGAGACAUGUUCUAAGCAUCUCUCCCCAGUCCUGCUCCAGACCUUUUGUUUGACUGCUCGCGCGUACUUGAAUACUAAAAAAAACAGACUGUUUUGCAGUCUACUGCUUGAUGUUAACUAUCCAUUAUUGUUCCAGGUGGUGGUGACAGUUAUGGAGGACGAAGUGGAGGAGGAAGAGGUUGGGGUGGUGGUAGAGGAGGUGGAGGUCGUGGUGGACCAAGAGGUGGUGGUAGGGGUGGACGCGGUGGUUUUGGAGGAGGGGGUCGGGGAGGUUAUGACAGGUAAGAUACUCUGUUCCUAUCACUUUUGCAUCCUUUUCUCAUCUUUCUGUAGAUUUUUACGUGUUGUACUCCUAACAACUGUCUGCCUAGCUUGCUAGUAAUGCAAGGGUUUGAGAAAGCGGGAAGUUUCAAACAGUUUCUUUUUUAUGACAUUUCUUUUUCAAGACUUUUGCAAGUUUGAAACUUAUGACACCUAUAACAUGCCUCUGCAUGUAGGGCGCAGUUUUCUUACAAGACACAAAAUGGCCCUCCACACAAUUUCUUAGGUUGUUUUCAGUAUAUAAAUGUAGCAAUACUUCUCACAUUCACCACGCAUCUCCUUGGUACCGCUUGUAAUACUGAACUUAACCAGCUGUGGAUGUCAAAAGCAUGCUGUCAUUUUAAGAAAGCACCAAUUUUUGUUCUUUUUUUUUUAUAACAAUGAGAAUAGUGAUCACUUUGUUGGAGCUUGACUCAUGAAAACUCUACUAUUUAUGACAGAGUCCAUUUGUGCAUUGUCUUUUUCUCACAAACAUGCAAUACAUUGUAAUGUACUCUGAAUCUUGACUCAUAUUCUUUCUAUUCAGACAAGGCGCCAGGCAAGACCGAAGAGACAGACCAUACUAA